Molecule: messenger RNA, 2231 nt
Organism: Ictalurus furcatus (blue catfish)
Lineage: Eukaryota; Metazoa; Chordata; Actinopteri; Siluriformes; Ictaluridae
Product: E3 ubiquitin-protein ligase TRIM50-like
Exons: 6
Coding region: 473-1930 (485 amino acids)
Molecular function (GO): protein binding; zinc ion binding
Source: RefSeq, a predicted model, not a curated record
GUUUGAAAUUCCCUUUUAGUUUGUAAUUUGCUUUUAGUCAUUUAAUCUCACUUUCCUCUGAUAAUAAGAACAUUAGUGCAGAGUCAGGAGUUUACACUGCUAUGCAAUCAGUGGCUGAUACAGUUACAAUCACUGAAGGUGACCCAUGUUAUGAGGUUCAGGUAACAUUUAGUAGUGUUGUGAUAAACUGAAUCAGAGUAGCACUAAAACCUUUAGCUGGGGCUUUGUUGAAAACAAGGUGAGAGCAACUCUUAUCCGAAAGGCUUGUUUGCUUAAAACUUCAUUCCAUAUACAGAAAAGAGCCUAGCUACUUUGAGGAACGCCACCAAACACACUGGAAAUUAAAAAAAAAAAAAAAAAAAAAAAAAAACCUCAGCCAUAAACACAGCCAUGCUGAACUAGAGUGAACCUCAAGUUUGAGCUCUUUUAAACCCUUGGUAUUCAAGGGCAGUUUAGGACAUCUCUGUGUCCGAUGGCCAGACGCAGCAGUCUAGAGUCACUAGAGGAGCAACUGCGCUGCCCUGUGUGUCUGGAGGUCUUCUCUGAGCCGCUCAUGCUGCAGUGUGGCCACUCGUACUGCCGUGGCUGUGUGCGGUCUAUAGACAUGGAUCCUCUGGGGCAGCUCCAGUGUCCUGUAUGUCGCUGUGCCGUGGAUGGGGACAGCCCUCCACCUAAUGUGGCGCUGGCACGCAUUGUGGACGCCCUACGGGAGAUCAAUGAACCAGGACAAGGCCCUCCAGAGACAUGCAACCAACACCAUAACCCCCUGAGUCUGUACUGUGAGGAAGAUCAGACGCUGAUCUGCGGACUGUGUGGUAGCAUUGGAAGCCACAGAGCACACAAGGUCACCCCAAUCAGCAGCGUCUACAGCCGAAUGAAGGAGGACAUUUCCUGUCUGAUGACUAACUUUCAGACACAGAAGAGGAAGCUGGAGGAGCAGAUUUGUAAAAUGGCCUACAACAAGUCUCGCAUUACAAAUGAGUCGGAUGUGCUGAAAUGGGUGGUCCGGAAGGAGUUUGGAGAGUUGCGACACUGUGUGGAGCUCGAGGAGGCCAGCUUCAUGCAAAAGGUGGAGAACACUGCCUCUACUCUCAUCGCCUCCAUCCAGACCCAGGCUGAUCACAUGAGCCAACUGCUGGCCAAGUUCCAGGAGGCUGAAGGCACACUGGAAGCCCUGAGCAAUGAGGGCCAUCUGGACUUCAUCACUAAAUAUGGAUCUAUUGCUCCAAGGUUUAGAGAGAGCCAGCAGAGAGAACAGAGGAAGGAGAGGACCUACAGCUCCAUCAGCUUUAACCCAGGCUUUAAUCACAGUGACAUCAAAAUGACUGUGUGGAAGAGAUUACACAGGAGAGUUUUACCAGCUCCUGAAUGCCUGAAGUUUGACUCUCUCACAGCUCACCCCAUGCUGCAGCUCAGUGAAGACAACACCAGUGUACAGUGUGGAGUCCUCGUCAACCGCCUGCCCAACAAUCCUGAGCGAUUCAGCUACAGCUACUGUGUACUGGCCAACCGUGGCUUUUCCUCAGGAAAGCACUACUGGGAGGUCCAGGUGGGAGAGAAGCCAAAAUGGAGGCUGGGGUUAAUCAAAGGGACUGCUUGCCGUAAGAGUAAACUACCCAAGAGCCCUGAGGGGGGAGUGUGGCUGAUUGGGCUGAAGGAGGGGAGGCUGUAUGAGGCUUUCAGCACUCCUCGUGUCACUCUGCCCCUCAUGAGUCAGCCACACCGCUUGGGGGUUUUCCUGAACUAUGAAAGAGGAGAGCUGACGUUUUAUAAUGCGGACAGUCCUGAUGAGCUCGGAUUCAUUUAUUCUUAUCAGGCUGAGCUGCAGGGGAAGGUCUACCCACUGUUUGACGUGUGCUGGCAAGAGCGUGGUGCCAACAAGCUGCCAAUCUCCCUGCCACACCCACUCACUGAAGCCUACGGAGAUUAGUCUAGAAGCAAUUAUGGCUGUGGCAACGAACCUGUAUGAUAGUUUUAUACUGAUAGUAUAGUGGUACCCAUAAUUCUAGUGGGAAAAACUUUACAACUAUUUAGAGAGAAAUUAUAUUUCUACAUUGUUUUGAUAAACUACUGAAAGUUUUAAAUAAUUUUAAUUACUGUUCCAUUUCUACAUUUUGUCUGCUUCAUUUGUGGCAGGGAAGCCUGAAGAAGAUACCACUUGACCUUCAGGCUUUAAUCUCAAUAUCAGGCAUGAGAAAUUUUAUAAAUAGUACUGGAAUAUAAAAAGGGUG